CUGAGCCCGGGGGCGGCAUCUCCCAGGACCCUGGGGAAGCAGAGCUGUGAGAACUAGUGAGAACUAGUGAGGCAGCAGGGGGCGGGGCUAGUGCGGUAGAGGCGCAGCGCGCAUGUACAGAGUAUGGAGCCGAGUACCAGCUGACUGGCAGUGUUCUCGGCGCUGCUGUGUAUGUCCUCUCAGAUCGGGGACACGGGCGGCAACAAGCAAUGAACAGUCUCGUGUUUCUCCUCAUAUGGGCCCCCGUGGUCAGCCAGGUACUCUGUGAAUAUGGAAUGGUUCACAUUACAUCGGACAAAAGUGGGGGCAGUGCCAAAGACUACUGCAUUCUUUUUAACUCUGAAUGGGCCCAUCUGCCUCAUGACCUGACCAAAGCUGCCUUGCUCCAUCUUCAUGAUCAGACCACAUCUGUGCUUUGUUCAAUUGCAGAUGUCCCAGAAGGUGGGUUCAGUAACAGUAUACCCAUGGUAAUGCGAGGAAAUUGCACUUUCUAUGAGAAGGUACGACUGGCACAAAUCAAUGGGGCCCGUGGUCUGCUGAUUGUCAGUCAGGACAGGCUGGUCCCUCCUGGAGGUAAUCGUAGCCAGUAUGAAGAGAUUGAUAUUCCUGUGGCACUUCUUAGCUACAGUGAUAUGAUGGAUAUCCGUAAGACAUUUGGCCAGUCGGUGAAAGUGGCUAUGUAUGCACCAAAUGAGCCUGUUGUCGACUAUAAUAUGGUCAUCAUUUUUGUGAUGGCUGUGGGAACUGUGGCUAUUGGUGGCUACUGGGCUGGAAGCAGAGAUGUUAAAAAGACAUACAUGAAACACAAGCGGGAUGAUGGAGCAGAUAAGACACAAGACAAUGAAAUUGUGGAUGUUACUCCUAUCAUGAUCUGCGUGUUUGUGGUUAUGUGCUGCUCCAUGUUGGUUCUUCUCUUCAACUUUUAUGAUCAUUUAGUUUACAUAAUCAUUGGGAUUUUCUGCUUGGCUGCAUCCAUUGGUCUGUAUAGCUGCCUUUCUCCAUUUGUCCGCAGAAUUCCAUGUGGGAAAUGCAGAAUACCAGAUAAUAACCUACCGUACUUUCGCAACCGACCACAUGUCUGGAAGAUCCUAUUAGCAUCCUUCUGUGUAGCUGUCAGUGUGACGUGGGGGGUGUUUAGGAAUGAAGAUCAGUGGGCUUGGAUACUCCAGGAUAUCCUUGGUAUUGCUUUCUGCCUGUAUAUGUUGAAGACCAUCCGUCUGCCCACAUUUAAGGCCUGCACCCUACUCCUGUUUGUUCUCUUUGUAUAUGAUGUGUUCUUCGUAUUCAUCACUCCAUUUUUAACAAAGAAUGGAGAAAGUGUCAUGGUGGAAGUUGCUGCUGGCCCAUCAGAUUCAUCUUCUCAGGAAAAGCUUCCAAUGGUGCUGAAAGUGCCAAGAUUAAACUCCUCCCCAUUGGCUUUGUGUGACAGGCCUUUCUCUCUUUUGGGUUUUGGAGACAUAUUGGUGCCAGGUCUGCUGGUGGCUUAUUGUCAUAGAUUUGACAUUCAGAUUCAGUCAUCUAGAAUCUAUUUUCUAGCUUGCACAGUAGCGUACGGAAUAGGACUUCUUGUGACGUUUGUGGCACUAGCCUUCAUGCAAAGGGGACAACCUGCACUCCUCUAUCUAGUCCCAUGCACACUCCUCACAAGUCUGGCUGUGGCCCUAUGGCGCAAAGAGCUUCCUAUGUUUUGGACGGGUAGCGGCUUUGUGCAGAAAGACCUUCCGAAUCCUAACCUGGUUCUGGCUCCCAGUGGGUUGGAUGUGUGUUUGGGCCAGCACAACGAGACAAAUGAGAAUGAUCCAAACCAAGACGGCUACACUGCAGCAGGGCAAGAGCAAGCAGACCUAGAUAAGGCCACAGUAGAACCUUUGGAGGAACAGCUGUGUCUGGACACAGAGAAGACCCCUGGAAAGCCAGAAGAGGAUCUUUCCCAUGGAUCAGAAAACCUACCUGAAACUCAACUGUCCCCGAAUGAGGACAGCACCAUCUUUGACAACUCAAAAAAACUACUGGAUCAAAAUGUCGAAUGACCUACUAGAAACUCUACUAUGCCUCAUCUUUACCAACCAUACACAGGCAGCACCACAUCCACCUCUGGAUCCAAAGCUGGCUAUUAGCACAGACAUGGAACAGUUUUAUAAUCCCCAACAAGAUAGAACGCAGCCACCACAAAGAAUAAAAUCUAUAAAAGCCGUCUUUGAUUUAGUCAGUCAUUGGUGCUGUUAUUCAAAAUAAAUAAUACUGUAUGACCUAAACAGACGACCAAAACACUAUUGAUUGUUACCUAAAACAUAUAGCUACUCCUUCUGGCUACAAAUCCCUGAUAUUGACUGACAAUUUGUUGGGUAACAAAAACAAUUAGCUAAUGGGAACAUUGAUAUCAGAUAAAAUAACUACGCAAUAUUGUUUCAAUAUUUUAAAAUUACCACUGCAUAUUUCAUUAUAUCCAUGUUAUAUAGUUGGCCCACAUAGAUACAUUUAUCAAUGAAAUUCAUCCUAUUUCAUUCAAAUGCCAAGGAUAAAUACAUUGUCAACAAAUAAUCAUUAAAUAAAAUUCAUUAGUUAAAGUCCAUUAUGUGGUCGUUUAGACAGUAACUAUAAAGCAGAAGUGUGGAAAUAUCACACCUGUAAUAAAAUCCCUACAGCUCAACAAUGUUGGUAAGGAUAGCCAGUCAUUUUAUCCAGUAUGUCUGAGUGUGACACUGUGUAAGCCGUACCCAUUGACCUUGGCCCUGACCCGUGGCCUCGGUCAGUAGUGCUCUGGAGCACAGCCUGAUAUUCCAGCUACCUCCACAAUGCUCGGUGAGACCCCAGGCAAAAGCAGGGUGACCACCUGUGAGGAUUCAUGAACAGAGCGCUGGUAUGAUCGUAUUGCAAACUAAAGUAACUGCACGUCUCUUCAGUAUUUUUUAUUUUUAUUGCAGGACUUUUAUCUUAAUAUACUGCUAAUAUAAUGGCAAAAUGAAAAUGUUUCCUGCCUACAAGGACAUUGCGGUAAUAUAGUUACCCAUCAUAUUAACACUUUAAAGUAAAAAAAAAAAAAAAAAUGCAUUUAUAAGAACGAAAAAAACAGUGGAUUGUUUGAAUUUUCACUAUAUAUAUUGUUGCGUGUGUAUGUUACACACUACAGAUGCUUUUAAUUAUUGUAAUAUAAUUACCUUGGUAGCUAGCACGCUACUUGGGUUGAGCAGGAGAUUGUGAAUAAAGACUUUCUUCUUUUUUGCA
Molecule: messenger RNA, 3225 nt
Organism: Pseudophryne corroboree (corroboree frog)
Lineage: Eukaryota; Metazoa; Chordata; Amphibia; Anura; Myobatrachidae
Gene: SPPL2B
Product: signal peptide peptidase like 2B
Exons: 15
Coding region: 210-2030 (606 amino acids)
Biological process (GO): membrane protein proteolysis
Cellular component (GO): lysosomal membrane; cytoplasmic side of endoplasmic reticulum membrane; lumenal side of endoplasmic reticulum membrane
Molecular function (GO): aspartic endopeptidase activity, intramembrane cleaving
Source: RefSeq, a predicted model, not a curated record